Molecule: messenger RNA, 956 nt
Organism: Cuculus canorus (common cuckoo)
Lineage: Eukaryota; Metazoa; Chordata; Aves; Cuculiformes; Cuculidae
Gene: PTPRCAP
Product: protein tyrosine phosphatase receptor type C associated protein
Exons: 2
Coding region: 106-849 (247 amino acids)
Cellular component (GO): plasma membrane
Source: RefSeq, a predicted model, not a curated record
GCUACAUCCGCUGCGUGGGGGGCAGGAAGCGCCCAACGGGGGGGUGGGGAGGAGCCCCCCCCAGCACAGCUCGUACCCACAGCACCCGCUCCGGCUGCACCGCUCAUGGCUGCUGUGUUGCGAUGGUGCCCAGUGCUGGUGUUGGCCUUGGCCGGACUGGUGAUGGCGGAUGAGCCGGCGGGCGGUGGCAGCGACCGGACAGUGGGAGCCCUGGUGGGCCUCCUGCUCUGCUUGGCUGUGGGCUUGGCCAUUGCCUGGCGCCAUCUUUGCCGCCUGGCGCCGGGACGCUACCAGCCCCGUCCCUGGGGACGCCGAGCGCUGGCGAGUCUAAGGGGACGAUGGCAUCUCCUGAGGGGACGCGGCCAACUCGACGUGCUGGGACACGGGGACUCCAAUGCAUGGGGGGACACGGUGGUGGCAUCACCCGGGGAUGAGGAGGAAGAGUUGAUGCCAUGGAGCCAAGAGCGGCGGAUGGAGAAGGAGGAGGAGGAGGACGGGAUGGAGGAGGAGGAAGAGGAGGACGUGGUGGUGGCAUCACCGGAGGACGAGGAGGAAGAGUUGAUGUCAUGGAGCCCAGACCAGCAGAUGGAGAAGGAUGGGAUGGAGAAGGAUGGGAUGGAGAAGGAUGGGAUGGAGAAGGAUGGGAUGGAGAAGAAGGAGGAUGGGAUGGAGAGGAAGGUUGGGUUGGAGAAGAUGAAGGAUGGGAUGGAGAAGAAGAAGGAGGAGGCUGAGGCUGAAGCUGGGGGUCACUCAUCGGGGGGCAGUGCUGAGGUCCUGCUCAGUGACCUGCACGCCUUCUCGGGGACGGCGGUGUGGGGGGACACACGGCCACAGCUCACUGCCCUCUGAGACCCCCCCGGGGGCCACCUGAGACCCCCAACCUGAUACCCCCCAAUCACUCCCUGUGACACCACCUUGAGACCCUCCCGCCCAAGACUGCCCCAAUAAAUAACAGC